ACCGCUGGGCCAGGCGCACCGGAUUGAAAGUUCGUGUGCGCGUGGGAGCCACUUUUAAAGAGUUGCGCCGAGCAGACGGCACAGAUUUCCUCCGUUGAAGAAUCAGCGAGAUGAAGAGCAGCGCCAACCCGGCACCAUGCGCUCCAGGCUCCCACGGACCGCCUGCUUACUGCGUCUCAUUGCGCUCUGCAUCCUCCUCUCGCACUCUGCAGCUUAUUUUGGGCUGACAGGUCGGGAACCCCUGGUGCUAUUACCUGCUCCCUUUUCCAAUGAAGCCCCGACAGGAAAGGCUCACCUGAAGCAGUGCGAGCAGAUGAGUCUGACCAGGCGGCAGAAGAGGCUUUGCCGCAGGGAGCCUGGUUUGGCAGAGACGUUGCGGGAGUCGGUGCGCCUCAGCCUCCUGGAGUGUCGCUAUCAGUUCAGGAAUGAGCGCUGGAACUGCAGCAUGGAUGGACGGGGAAGCCUCCUGAAGAGAGCAUUCAAAGAGACUGCCUUCUUACUGGCAGUGUCCUCCGCAGCACUGACGCACGCCCUGGCCAAAGCGUGCAGCUCGGGCCGCAUGGAGCGGUGCACAUGCGACGAUUCCCCCGGCAUCCAGCACCGGGAAGCGUGGCAGUGGGGGGUCUGCGGCGACAACCUGAAAUACAGCACCAAGUUUCUGAAGAAGUUCCUCGGCCAGAAGAGGGUCAGCAAGGACAUGAGGGCUCAGGUCGACAUCCACAACAUCAAUGCGGGAAUUCGGGCGGUGAAGAGCGGGCUGAAAACAACCUGCAAGUGUCAUGGCGUCUCCGGCUCCUGCGCCGUACGGACUUGCUGGAAGCAGCUGCCGCCUUUCCACGACACGGGGCGGCUGCUCAAGUACCGCCACGACACUGCAAUGCGGGUGCUGAGCGUCACCAACGCAGCCACGGGGGAGACGGAGCUCGCGGGGCCUCACCGUCACAGCCAGAGCCUCCGAACUACAGACCUAGUCUACCUGGAAGACUCCCCCAGCUUCUGCAGGCCCUCGCGCUACUCGGCGGGCACGGGCGGCCGCUCGUGUGCAAAGGACACCACGUGUCAGAGUCUGUGCUGUGGGCGGGGCUACAACACGGCCAUGCGUCUCACCAGCAUGUCCUGCCACUGCCAGGUGCGCUGGUGCUGUCACGUGGAGUGUCAGACGUGCGUGAGGGAAGAGGAGGUGUACACCUGCAAGACCGCGUGAGCAAAGCACGAGAUGUAGGGGGCGUGACGUGGCGUAUCAGCAGGACUGAAAGUGCAGCCUCCUGUCACACAACACACCGCUCACGUCUCAGCUCUGAUUUGCAUGAGCGGAAUAUCCACUUUUUAACGUUUCAAAUAUUUCCCGUUUCUCCCGCUAACCGCCACCGAUUUGAUAUGCAGCCGCUUACAGUAGAUGAGGAGAUUUUCAAAGCCGUUGUGCUUUGCUCUCACUGGAUGCACUGAGAUCCCUGAGACUGACGGGGGAAACGAGCUCUUAAAAACACAGGUACUGGACCGGACUGGGUGCCACCAGCAGUGCAAGCCCCGACACUGACUUUUAUUGCAUUGUAAUUACCCUCUUCUUUUAUCCGACUAUUUAUUGUAUCAGCCAUUGUGUCCGUCGUGCUGCUGCUUUGUACUUUACCCUCCUUAUUAAUCACGAUGUUGCCACCGAGGCUAACGCGGCCUCAGAGGAAUGGACCUGUCUGUCCUGCUGUGGAGAACCAAACAAGCACUUAUGUUGCUCUCGCUACAUAUGGAAAACAAAAGUGUAUAGUUAAUCGUGGAUGUUUUAAAUGUAUGUAUAAAUAGCCUACAACCACUGGAAGCUUUGAAGGGCGGGUCAAUGCCAUUAAUUGACGCCGUGGCCACAUGCAUCACCCGGGUUAUUGUGUUAUAGAAACAAGCUGGGUUUCAGUUGCGCUUAUGGAAAUGUCUAUGGAAAUCUAAUGUGUGCUCAAGAGAACAAAGGGAACUUCCUGGGGAGAUCAUGAGGGAAACAUUUUAAUUUGUAAACAUAGCAGCACUACUCUAUUUCUGACCUGCUGUUUAUAGAGUCGUGCACUUUCAAGUUUAAAAAGGGCCUGAUUGAAGCUUCAAAUGUGGUCUAAUUUAAGCCCCAUCUUUGUUCCCUGGGCCUUUUGAACCGGGCCAAUCACGCUCCUCAUUUUCCCCCAAAAUUGCUAAUCAGCGAAACAGAAUCCCAUUCUUUACUACAUCCACAUCCACGUGGAACGCACGUACCAGACCCAGAAGGUUCAUCUUUAUUGGCCAGUUUAUGUUUUGAGUUUGAGUGAUUAGUCUGAACUGUAUAAAUAUAUACGAUACGACUAUAACUCAUGUCAGGGCUCCAGGCGUGUGACAAUGUGGAAUCGUAAUUUUCUACCUCACUCAAUCUUUUGGCAAAUACCAUUAAGAUUUAUGAGCUAUGCAGUUGCUCUCUCUCUCUCUGUAGAUACAUGUUCUUUCAUUUGCAUUUGUUUUUUCAUAUAUACAUAUACAUAUGUAUAUCAAAUUAAAAAAAAAGGGUAAAUUUGUUUCCUUCAUCUUGUUGCAGUAAAUUCUUAUUUAAAACAAGUAAGACGAAUAAAUGGUCGCACAUUC
Molecule: messenger RNA, 2586 nt
Organism: Solea senegalensis (Senegalese sole)
Lineage: Eukaryota; Metazoa; Chordata; Actinopteri; Pleuronectiformes; Soleidae
Gene: wnt9b
Product: wingless-type MMTV integration site family, member 9B
Exons: 4
Coding region: 137-1204 (355 amino acids)
Biological process (GO): canonical Wnt signaling pathway; multicellular organism development; neuron differentiation
Cellular component (GO): extracellular region
Molecular function (GO): cytokine activity; frizzled binding
Source: RefSeq, a predicted model, not a curated record